AUGUCCAUCCUGCUCAUUGGCGAGACGGGUGUGGGUAAAGCAGCGUUUCUGGACCUCUUAGCGAACAUUGGCGAUGAGGUGGGCGGAUCCGUCGCUGGAAGUCAGACGAAGAAGCCGAUUCUGUAUCAGAUUGCUAGUGCAAAUGGUUGUCAAGUCCGCAUUCUCGACACACCAGGUCUUGCCAACGUCCGCGGUUAUGAGUGGGAUAGCAAACACAAAGCCUCCAUAGCGGAAGCCAUUCGGCGGGAGACGGAGACCAUCGACUCUGUCAUCAUUCUGGCCAAUGGAACGCAAGAGCGUUUGGGCAUUGCUACACAAUAUGCUCUGACCGUCAUUGCCCCUAUGUUCCCCCAUUCUAUCAUCGACAAUAUUGCCUUCGUCUUCACGAUGGUAUCGAACCCGUUUCAAUUCAACUUCCAACGCUCCGUUUUUCAACCCGAGCUUCGGGACGCUAAGAUAUGGGCCAUCGAAAACCCGCUGGCUCAAUGGUUCAAGUUCAAAGACUACGGCACCUGCGACGAAUAUCUUUUUCAAGACAUGCGAGAUACACUUUCUACCAGCUAUGUACAAGAAAGCGCUCAGAGCCAUGGAUAA
Molecule: messenger RNA, 594 nt
Organism: Pleurotus ostreatus (oyster mushroom)
Lineage: Eukaryota; Fungi; Basidiomycota; Agaricomycetes; Agaricales; Pleurotaceae
Exons: 2
Coding region: 1-594 (197 amino acids)
Molecular function (GO): GTP binding
Source: RefSeq, a predicted model, not a curated record